GAUGCUCAAGUCUCUGCCCACACUCCUCUCCGCCUUGGCGGCUGUCAUCACGUCUGUCAAUUGCGAGAGCAUCAAAGCAAGCGCAGUGUACUGGCUCCUCGCCGGCGAUUCUACAACAGCUCCCGGUGGAGGUUGGGGCGAUGCGUUUCUCAGCACGACCGUAGCAUCUGGCUCAAGCGGACACAACUACGGAAAAAGCGGCGCAACGACAGCUUCGUUCCGCGCCGGCGGUAUUUGGGACAGUGUCGUGAGCGACAUCAACAGUCAUAAAUCCGCGUACGAUGUUUACGUCACCAUCCAGUUUGGUCACAACGACCAGAAAGAAACCUCCGGAGUCACCGUUGCGCAAUACAAAGCCAAUCUCCUACGGUUCGCACAGGAAACAUCGAAUGCAGGCGCAACGCCAAUCUUGCUCACGCCGUUGACGCGCCGCAACUUCGCGUCCAGCACAUCCAACGUCACGGAAAACCUCGUCGAGCAACGCGCGGCCACCAUCGACGUGGCUACUGCCAACAACAUCAAGUGGAUUGACCUGAAUAUCGCGUCGAUGAACUAUGUCAACACGAUCAAGAGAGACGCUGCGAGUAAAUAUAAUUUGGCCUCCGGCGAUUGGACGCAUCUGAAUGAGUGGGGUGGAGUAGUGUUUGCGAGGAUCGUGAGUGAUUUGCUGGUGGAGAAAUAUGGCGGUAUUUUCGAAUCGGUUACGAAGCCUAAUGCGACUUUGAGCGCGUUGAUCAAGGCCGGACAACCAGCUUGA
Periconia digitata is the source of this 757-nucleotide messenger RNA. The record is from the annotation of a GenBank genome assembly. NCBI's taxonomy places the organism in Eukaryota, Fungi, Ascomycota, Dothideomycetes, Pleosporales, Periconiaceae.